AUGCCAUCAAGGUCUAGAGCUCUAGCGUCAUCGCCGUCUUUUUCCCUCACCAUCGCCAUCUUCUUCCCUCUCCGUCGUCCAUCGCUCGUCGCAAUGAAUCAGAUCAAGCAGGUCCAGCGCCUCAACGAGCGCGAACUCGAAAAGGUCGUCCCCUCCAAUGCCUCGUGGCACACCGACUACCGCGACACGGCCUACAUCUACGUCGGCGGCCUCAACCUCGACCUGUCCGAAGGAGACGUCAUCACAAUCUUCUCUCAAUAUGGCGAGCCCGUCUGGAUCCGUCUCAUGCGCGACAAGGAAACCGGCAAAAGCAAGGGCUUCUGCUGGCUGAAGUACGAAGACCAAAGGAGUUGCGAUCUGGCCGUCGACAAUCUCGGUGGUGCAACUGUCAUGGGCAGAAUGCUCGCCGUAGACCACACACGAUACAAGAAACGCGAUGAU
Messenger RNA from Aureobasidium subglaciale EXF-2481, 441 nucleotides. RefSeq lists its product as uncharacterized. Gene Ontology annotation, molecular function: RNA binding. Gene Ontology annotation, cellular component: U2 snRNP; precatalytic spliceosome; catalytic step 2 spliceosome. The record is from RefSeq and is a predicted model, not a curated record. The annotation marks the transcript as partial. Gene Ontology annotation, biological process: mRNA splicing, via spliceosome. The transcript has a single exon. NCBI's taxonomy places the organism in Eukaryota, Fungi, Ascomycota, Dothideomycetes, Dothideales, Saccotheciaceae.